This is a messenger RNA of Lycium ferocissimum, 378 nucleotides long. RefSeq lists its product as uncharacterized. The coding region runs from base 1 to 378 and encodes 125 amino acids. NCBI's taxonomy places the organism in Eukaryota, Viridiplantae, Streptophyta, Magnoliopsida, Solanales, Solanaceae. The transcript has a single exon. The record is from RefSeq and is a predicted model, not a curated record.
AUGUAUGCGGACCAGAAGUUUCGGGACUUAGAGUUUAGAGUGAGAGAGCAGGUGCUCCUAAAGAUCUCACCCAUGAAGGGUGCUAUGCGAUUUAUUAAAAGGGACAAGUUGAGUCCAAGGUACCUUGGCCUAUUUGAGGUCCUUCGUAGAGUUGGAGAUAUUGCUUAUGAGUUGGUGUUGCCACCGAGCCUAUCAAGUGUUCAUCCAGUUUUCCAUGUGUCCAUUCAGAAGAAGUAUCAUUCUGAUGGUUCCUAUAUAGUUCGUUGGGAUUCUGUGUUGGUUGAUGAGAAUUUGUCUUAUGAGGAGGAGCCUAUAGUGAUUCUGGAUAGGCAGGUUAGAAAGUUGAGGUCGAAAGAGAUUGUUUCGAUCAGCGUUUAG